AUGAAAUUCCUAUCAAUAAGUUCACUCUUCAUUUUCGUGCUCGUAACAUUCAAUUUUGUUUCCGCACAACAAUUACCACAAAAUAUCUCCUCUACAUGUCAACAAGAAAUUCUUAAACUUGCUGGAAGUUCAGACCUCAACAGUUGCGCUUCAUUUACCAAGUUAGCACAAUUGCAAAAUACAACUAACCCACAACAAGCCUUAGAUACUUAUUGUGCCGCACCGAAAUGUAGUGAUAAUACCACUUCUGCUGAUGCUACUGAACUUAAAACUCAAUGUGCAACAGAUCUUUCCGUAAAUGAUCCUAAUGUUAUAGCCAUAAAACAAAUUUUUGUUUUCAAUUCCCCGAUAAAGGAUGCCUUGUGUUUCAAGAGCUCUUCUGGAGGAUAUUGUUACUUGGAUCCAAAUUCCAAUUCGAUAAUGGGUUACAUUAGUGGAUUGAAUGCUACUACUCCCACUGAUAUUAAUUGUACAGAUUGUAAUAAAGCCAUUUUAAACAUUUUUUAUAAUUACAUUAAAGCUAAUCCUGCAUCUGCAAGUGAUUUAACAAUUGACCCGACGUCUUUUCAAACUCUUGUAACAUCAAAGUGUAAUUCUUCUUUCUUAGAUGGAGCUGUUCCAACCCCUACUAGUUCUUCUUCACCUACUGCAAAAAGUGGCAGUAUCUCUAUGCAUGCUACAUCUUUUAUUGGCUUUACAAU
This is a messenger RNA of Dentiscutata erythropus, 701 nucleotides long. Lineage: Eukaryota; Fungi; Glomeromycota; Glomeromycetes; Diversisporales; Gigasporaceae. The record is from the annotation of a GenBank genome assembly.